Messenger RNA from Trypanosoma rangeli, 378 nucleotides. RefSeq lists its product as uncharacterized. The record is from RefSeq and is a predicted model, not a curated record. Bases 1 to 378 code for a protein of 125 amino acids. The transcript has a single exon. NCBI's taxonomy places the organism in Eukaryota, Euglenozoa, Kinetoplastea, Trypanosomatida, Trypanosomatidae.
AUGCAACGCAAAAAGUUGUUGCUUGGCGACUGGUCUCGUUACAUCUGUUGCGCCGGACUUUGUGGAGAUCUUUCUUGUUGCGCCGGCGAAAGCCUUGGGCCAUUCUGUAUGUGCAUGGAAGCUACCUUUUGUCUUGGAUGUGCUGUACACGGCAAUCGGUUCAUGGUGCUUCAACACUAUAAUCUUGAGAAUGAUUGUUGUGAUAUCUGUGUUACGUGCCUUGCAUGCUUGCUGAGCAUAUUCGCUUUAAUCUUGCAAAAUGAUUCUAUAAAAAUGCUAGCAGACAUCGUCUUUUAUGCCACAGUUGGGUGUAUGCUGGCCCAACAUGAGCAUCAGAUGAGGAAACUUGGCUAUCCAAAGGGGCAGAAUAUGGUAUAG